AUGGACCGCUUUAGUGCCCGCCAAACCUUUCACUUUCACAUAAGAAUAGAGCUGACCUCGCAACUGCACUGGAACACCCCCCAGGCUGAGUGGGAGACACGUUUAGCCCUGAUCCCAUUGGACCGAGCCUGCUCUGGUCCUGUUCCCAGCAGACCGAGCCUGCUCUGGUCCUGUUCCCAGCAGACCGAGCCUGCUCUGGUCCUGUUCCCAGCAGACCGAGCCUGCUCUAGUCCUGUUCCCAGCAGACCGAGCCUGCUCUGGUCCUGUUCCCAGCAGACCGAGCCUGCUCUGGUCCUGUUCCCAGCAGACCGAGCCUGCUCUGGUCCUGUUCCCAGCAGACCGAGCCUGCUCUAG
Messenger RNA from Knipowitschia caucasica, 354 nucleotides. Lineage: Eukaryota; Metazoa; Chordata; Actinopteri; Gobiiformes; Gobiidae. The record is from the annotation of a GenBank genome assembly.